This is a messenger RNA of Colletotrichum phormii, 990 nucleotides long. RefSeq lists its product as uncharacterized. Lineage: Eukaryota; Fungi; Ascomycota; Sordariomycetes; Glomerellales; Glomerellaceae. The coding region runs from base 1 to 720 and encodes 239 amino acids. The record is from RefSeq and is a predicted model, not a curated record. The transcript is spliced from 3 exons.
AUGGACUCGCCUAUGAGCGGCAGAACACCAUCGUCCCACCAUUUCCUUUGGGAAGAGCACUCACUCGUCAUCAACAAUGUCAAUCUUUCCAUUUUUAUCGUCCGCCGAGACGGGCCACUGGAUCCUAUCCUCUUCCUUUAUGGCUUCGGGAGCACCAAAGAAGACUUCACGGAUAUCAUCCACUACGCGCCCCUUUCCGACUAUCCUUUCCUCUCCUCCUUUAUCGAGCGGACUCGGCGAUCGGCGGACUAUGAGAAUGGGAUCUAUGCGGCGAGUUUUCGUUCGAAAGUCAGCUCAGAGGUGGUGAGACCUCCUUUCCAGUCCAUGGUAAUUUAUACCGACAAUGGAGACUUGCUGAAUGUGUUUGAGGCAGUGCCAUGCCCAAAAAUGUUCAUGUUCGGCGUAUCAUACAACAAGCUGUCGUAUCUGCCGAGGAUCGCACAGGCUGGCGUGAAGUUGGCGGAAAUUCCGGACAGUGGGCAUUUUGUCAUGUAUACUAAUCCUACAGCGGUUUGGAAAAGAAUUCAGGAGUUUGUUGGGAUGGCUUCUGGCCGACAGAAACAUUUGAGAUCCAACCACUUGUCUGUGUGCAUUCUUACGUCCAUCGCCAAUCUUUCUCUAAUUCUGCUGCAUCAGCAAUAUAAGGGAAAUAAUGUCGGACUCAUUUACGAUUUAUCAUUUACCCUUAUCAAAUUGAUAGGACAGACAAGCUACAUCUAGUAAUCCAAUGCAUUUACCUCAGCAUCGUUCGUCUAAGAAUACAUGAAAUGUCGAGCUAUCAUUCUGCCCUUUGACGUGUCUAACAUGAUCUCCUUAUAACCCCAGAAUGAGAAACAUCCUGGCAUUUAAGGCCAAGAUUUUGGCAAUCAAAACAGACAACGAAUCCACCCCCGUAGCAAAAGUCGCAAACAUAGUACGCUCGGCCAGCUGAAAUGCUUGCCAUACAAAUAUCACACCAAGCAGAUUCGUAACUGAAGUCCACUGCUUGAG